Molecule: messenger RNA, 1119 nt
Organism: Diospyros lotus (date-plum)
Lineage: Eukaryota; Viridiplantae; Streptophyta; Magnoliopsida; Ericales; Ebenaceae
Product: ferritin-4, chloroplastic
Exons: 8
Coding region: 103-867 (254 amino acids)
Biological process (GO): intracellular iron ion homeostasis; iron ion transport
Cellular component (GO): cytoplasm
Molecular function (GO): ferrous iron binding; ferric iron binding
Source: RefSeq, a predicted model, not a curated record
UUUCCAUGGCCAAUCACCCUACAAUUCGCCCUUCCAAUCGCCAAUUUCUUCUUCGCUUUUACGAUUUCUAGAGUUUUUCUUUCCUUUUUCGUCUCCUAAACAAUGUUUGGAAUCAUGGGUUCGACUGUUUCUGCCCCUAAGAUUCAAGGGGUAAAUCUGGGUUUGUUGAACUCGUCUUCUUCUUUGUUCUCUGCGGUGGGUUCUGGGCCGAAACAGCGAGGCAGGGGGCUGGCUGUGGCCGCCGUCGUGGACGGUAGUUUACCGAUGACUGGAGUGGUGUUCCAGCCGUUUGAGGAGGUUAAGAAGGAGGAGCUUAUGGUCCCCAUGGCUCCCAACCUAUCACUUGCUCGACAAAAAUACGUUGCGGAGUGUGAAGCUUCCAUCAACGAGCAAAUCAACGUGGAAUACAACGUGUCCUAUGCGUAUCACUCCAUGUAUGCCUACUUCGACCGAGACAACGUUGCUCUCAAGGGCCUUGCCAAAUUUUUCAAGGAGUCAAGUGAAGAAGAAAGGGAACAUGCUGAGAAGUUGAUGGAGUACCAGAAUAAAAGAGGAGGAAGGGUGAAAUUGCACUGUCUUGUUGAUCCACCUUCUGAAUUUGAUCAUGUUGAGAAGGGUGAUGCCUUGCAUGCAAUGGAACUAGCGUUGUCCUUUGAGAAGUUAACAAAUGAGAAACUUCUCAACUUGCAGUGUGUGGCUGAUCGAAACAAUGAUCCUCAGUUGGCUGAUUUUAUCGAGAGUGAAUUUUUAGCUGAGCAGGUUGAAGCUAUUAAGAAAAUUUCAGACUACGUGUCACAGUUGAGACGAGUUGGGAAAGGGCAUGGGGUUUGGCACUUUGAUCAGCAACUCCUACAUGAGGGUGCUUGAAGAAUUAUUCAGCUGUAGCUUUUGGUUUCUUUCAGAGUCUAAGUUGCUUUUCAUGUGGUUCAAUUAUCGUUUUAUGUUUUUGGUUAAGAGAGACGGGUGGGAAUUAUGUGAGAAAAUAGAAUGAAUGUAAUGUCAGACAAGGAGCAACCCUGAUGGUGAUGUCUCUGAUCUUUCCUUUGGGGGGAUUUUCUUUGUCAAACUGCAUCCAACAUGAAAAUAAAAGCUCAUUUCCAGACUGCUUGUUUUUGCUUU